Messenger RNA from Cryptococcus deneoformans JEC21, 1163 nucleotides. RefSeq lists its product as hypothetical. The transcript is spliced from 6 exons. Gene Ontology annotation, molecular function: 5'-nucleotidase activity. NCBI's taxonomy places the organism in Eukaryota, Fungi, Basidiomycota, Tremellomycetes, Tremellales, Cryptococcaceae. The record is from RefSeq and is a predicted model, not a curated record. Gene Ontology annotation, biological process: deoxyribonucleotide catabolic process. Bases 187 to 1092 code for a protein of 301 amino acids.
AAAUCACCGACAGUUGUUAUCCCAGCAUCAACCUUUGUAGAAGCGAAUCAUCAUCGCCCAAAUCAGUAGCGAAGACCAGCCGUCUAAGGAGCAAACAACACUUAAUCCUCUGGAAGACUGACUGUAUAAAGUGAAUAAAUCAAAGACCUUUUUGAAAGCAAUUCAACAUACAUCGACAAUAGCAAAAUGUCCACCACAGCCGACCAAGAAACACAGGUCAUCACUGCAGAUGGGAUGGCCACUCCUGUUGGGAAGAGCAGCAUUGGCAAGGGUAGGAUCGCAGUCGAUAUGGAUGAUGUCCUCUGCCAGACAAACGCUACAAUCGUUCGCAUGCACAAUGAACUCUUCGGGCUUGACCCACCUUUGACCCUUGACGACUUUGAGAAUUACCUCUAUUGGAUGAAUCGUGGUUGGGGGAACCCUGAGGAGACAGUGAGCAUGGUGUCAAAACUCUAUCAGAACGGACUUUACAUGCGCGCUCCGCCUGUACCAGGUGCUAAAGAAGCCCUUCAAAAGCUUAAGGAUAUGGGCUACUGUCUUAUUAUCAUCACAGCUAGAUCCGAGAGUCAGAGAGAAGGGACUGAAGAAUGGAUCAUGGAGUAUCUCCCUGAUAUUUUUGACGAGAUCCACUUUACUGGUGCCUUUCAAGAUCUUGAACCCACCAAGGAGGAACAUGAAGGCCACGCAGCUCGAAAGGCUAUCGUUUCUCACAAGAAGCGCAGUAAAGCUGAAAUCAUCCACAAUACUUCAUCGUUGUUUCUCAUUGACGAUUCUGCGGAGAACGCCUACGACAUUGCUACCUCAUGCUACACCCACCCUCACGCUACCAAAGUCCUCCUUUUCGGCGCUUACCCCUGGAACGCUGUCGUCCGCUCCCCUGAAUCGACCCUUCCCAUCGAGAAAAUGACCUAUGUCGCCAAGAAGGAAAAGGGAUUAUUGGGCGAGAGUGAGAAACUAAGAAACGAGAAGAUUCAAAAAGGAUGGUUACCCGAAGGUGUCGUGCGAGUGAGUGGAUGGAAAGAAGUAGUCAAAUGGGUGGAAGCGUUUGAUAAGAAUGGAGGGGCGGGAGGAAACAGGAUCAAGACUGCAUAGAGUAACGUCAUGAUUUAACUAGACAAUACAUAGCUCCACAACUUCUGUUGUACCUAUAUCCAUACUACAAC